AUGAACGGCGUUAUUGAGGCGCUGCACAUCUACGAUGAGCACAACCAUGCCAUCCUGUCGCACACGUAUACCUCCCGCCCGCUGUCGGCGCAGCACCUCCUGCCCCUCUACCUAGAGCACCCGGCCCCGCGCCCGAACCUCGUCUACCUCGCCAACACGAACCCGCCAACACUCGUCUUCAGCCUCAAGCACGCCAACCUGCUGUUCCUGGCCACCUCGUCCUCCGAGAUCGAGCCCCUGCUCGUCCUCGAGUUCAUCCACCGCAUCGUCGACGUCUUUGAGGAGUUCCUAGGCGCGCCCUUGCUAGCGCACAAGAUUGAGAGCAAUUAUGAUGUAGUCGCGCAGCUGCUCAACGAGAUGUGCGAUGCGGGGACGAUCAACACGACGGAACCCAACGCGCUGAGGGAUUUGGUCGAGGUUGAGGGAUGGGUGGGCAAGCUGCUUGGCAGCAUCACCUUGCCUGGGAAACCUAGCAACUUUGGCACGGGCUUCGCCAACCCGAGUACGCCGUCCUUGAUUGCCCAAAAUACGCCGGCAUUACCCUGGCGCAGGGCUAACGUGAGGCAUACGUCCAACGAGAUGUACGCCGACAUCGUCGAGACCCUGACUGUGACUCUCGCACCCUCGGGGCGGCCCCUGGCAGCAUUCGCCAACGGAACGAUAGCCUUCACGUGUAAGGUGUCUGGCAUGCCCGACAUUGUCAUGACAUUAACGAGCCCCUCUGGGAAACACAACCUGGCUGGCUUCAUGGACCUCCCAGUAUUUCACCCCUGUGUCCGUCUGUCACGGUGGAAGGAACGACCUGGCGAACUCAGCUUUGUACCACCAGACGGCCGAUUCAUCUUGGCCAGCUACGAGGUCGACUUGCUACCAUUCACGAACGGCAAGAGCGGUAGUUUAAGUGCCAACAAUCUCAAGCUCCCUGUCAACAUUGAGAUGAAGACCGGGCUGGGCCUUACGGGCUCCGACUUUGAAGUGCGGUUACACGUCAACAAGGUGCUGGGAGGCGGUGGCCCCUCAUCGUCAAGUCAGUACGGAAGAGGUGGCGGCGGUGGUGGAGGAGCAGGUCGAGGCUUCGGCGGCCCCCACCCGGGAACUCCCUCGUCGCCUCUGAUGGAGGAUCUGACCGUCACGGUGCCGUUGCCGGCAGAGGUUAGAAAUCUGUCGGAGCUGCGGCCCAGCAAGGGAGACGCGACCUUCAACCCCAGCGAGAGGGUCCUUGAGUGGCACGUCCCCACUAAGGAGAUAUCCUCUGGCACGUCCUACUUUGGUCUUAGGUGUACCGUAGUGGGCCAGCUGCCGGACGAGGACGAGGACGAGCUCGACCCUAACGGGUUCGGGUUCGGCAAGGCGUACGGCUACGACGAGCAGCCGUACCAGAGCAGUAGCCCCACCCAGGCGAAGAAGACGGCCGACGGCGGAGACGACGAAAAGGACGCGAAGAAGGUGGCGCAGAAUAAGAUGCUGAUGCCGAGCUCGGCGUCGGUGAGCUUCUCGGUCAAGGGGUGGCUGCCGAGCGGGCUCAAGGUGGAGAGUAUCAUGAUUGACCCGCGCAAGAGCAAAGGUCUUGGUGAGAACGUGAAGCCGUACAAGGGCGUCAAGUAUUUGACGGUCAGCAAGGGCGGUGUAGAGACGCGGUGUUAG
Colletotrichum paranaense is the source of this 1644-nucleotide messenger RNA. Its product is annotated as adaptor complexes medium subunit family protein. Gene Ontology annotation, biological process: intracellular protein transport; endocytosis. The transcript has 3 exons. The record is from RefSeq and is a predicted model, not a curated record. Gene Ontology annotation, cellular component: cytoplasmic vesicle; clathrin adaptor complex. NCBI's taxonomy places the organism in Eukaryota, Fungi, Ascomycota, Sordariomycetes, Glomerellales, Glomerellaceae. The coding region runs from base 1 to 1644 and encodes 547 amino acids.